UUGUUGCUGCUUCUGUAACACGGUGAUCUCACAGUGCUAGCGAGAGAGAGUCUGAUCUCACACCGAAUUCCUCCUCCUGGAGGGGAUACAUCCGAGUCCAGAGAAAAGAAAAAAAAAGAGAGGGGCUUCACACUACAGCUCCGCUAAUGACAAGGAGCAGAUGACCGGCGUAACAGAGCCCCGAUAAUGUGAUCUGCGCUCUGGGGCUGAAGGGAAGAUCCGUGCGUUUUGGUUUUCUGGGUGACAGCGGAUUUCUAGCUCUUCUUCUGGAUGGUUGCUCAUCGACGGAAAAAAGACUGACAAUAUCAUAAGUCGCUAAAUGCUAAAAAGCAGUUGAAUCACAUUGGUAAAGGAAAAAAAAUAUAAUACAGACGUUUUUUUUAUUGCACCACCUUUCAGUGCUCUUGAAUUGUGGAGAAAUGAGAAAGGGAUGGGACAAAGUAUCGAGGAACCUUUGACUCAGACCCGAGGUACAGACAGCUAGGACACUGACAUCACCUGGAGUAAGACUUUUUUUUUUAAAAAGGGGGACAUUAACAGUAGGUGUUUCUUCUUGUUCGUCUGCCAGUUUUGCUACCUGUCACUUUAGCUUCGUAAGGCUGAAAAGAAAGGAUUUCUUUGUUUUCUAACUUUUGUGGAGAACGGGGGAUGUGCAUAAUAUAUUGGGAAUACGAAAUCGCAGAAGACUCCUUUUUAAUCCAUUGUGAUAAUUAAAAAAUACUUUAUUUUUUUAUUUUCCUGGCGAUGCAAAGUUUGCGUAAUGCACAGUAAAACGUAGGGAUCAGGAAUCGUACAGCUUAUGAACUUCAAGUUACGGGGAAAGACCGUGGAUAUUUGUGAUUGUUUUUAAGAGCGCUGCACGGACGCUCGCUGGACUCUUUGCCCCCUUUUAAAACAAUAUCGGGGGACAAGAGUUUACGUCCACUUGAGCAAUACUAAAGUCACCACGCCGCAAAAUGUGAACUUCGGGGGUGAGUUUUAUAUUAAGCUUUUCAAUUAGGAUUGUGUAUUUUAUAUACAAGGACAUUUGAUAUUUGGAUUAUUUGAACUCCAUCUUUUUUGCCUUUUGUUUUAUUUAUUAUUUUUUAAUUUCGUUUGUCCCCUCUUUUACUCGUAAUUCGAAAAAUCGAGAGAGAGAGAGAGAGAGCGGGAGACUGUGCUAGACCAGCCGUAGCGGGGAGAGCUGGCUGUCAUGAGGGAUUGAUCGCGGAGAAGUAUGUUUGUGCUGGAGCAGUUUGAGCCUCAGAUUAACAGUAGAAACGCUGGCCAAGGAGAGAGAAACUUAAACCAGCCUCGACUGAACAUGAGCUCCCACUACAAAAGUCCGGCUUUCCAUGCCGCGGGGCCGCCUGGAGCUGUGGAACAUGCGAUGGGGGCUUUAAACGAGCCUCCGAUUCUGGGACUAAACAUGAAUCUCAACGGGGAGCAAUACAGCUUCCACCCGAGGGGCCACUCUGAAAUGCACGCAGGAGGGCUGCAGCCGCCGCCGCCGAUGCACGGCUUCUUCAAUAACCAGCAACCUCACCACGGCCACCCUCACGGCCACCACCCUCACGCUCACCAGCACCAUCCUCAUUUCGGGGGCAACUUCAGCAGCCCGGACCCUACUGGGUCCUGUCUACACGGGGGUCGCCUCAUGGGCUAUAACGGCAGCGCGAUCGGGCCCCAGCAGAACUUUGCAGAAGGCUUUGAGCCCAUCGCUGAAAACCAGACGGGGGAGGGCUUUGGGCAGCAGCAGCAGCGUUCGAGCAACAUGCCAGAGUUCCAGCACCACAGCGCCCAGAACAGCAGCCACGCGGUCCCAGCCCCCUGCCUCCCCCUGGAUCAGUCUCCGAACCGGGCUGCCUCCUUCCAUGGGCUUCCGUCCUCCAGCUCCUCCGAUGCCCACAGCCUGGAGCAGAGGAGAAUGCCUCCCCAGGGGGGUGGAGAAAAUUUGGAAUACAGUUACCCCAGCGAGACCCCUUCAGGACACUUUGAUGUGCCAGGGUUUUCUCCGUCUGAGUCAGAAUCCCAGCACCCCCACUAUGGGCCCGGCAGGCAAGUGGCUGGUAGCAGCUUCCCUGCCAACCCUGCCAUGCCAAGAGCACCAGGCAUGCCAGGGAUUGCCAAAGUCCACCACCAGCAGCAGCAUGGCGUGUUCUUUGAAAGAUUUGGAAAUGGACGGAAGAUGUCUGUGGGCAUGGAGCCCGGUGUCAACGCCAGGCACCCUUUGAUGCAGCAGCAGCAGCAGGCUGGCUUGCUUGCCAGGCAGAACUCUUGUCCUCCAGCUCUUCCUAGGCCACCUCAAUCCGAGUCGAGCACGGCCAACCCUAACAUGCAGGAAAACGGAGUGAUGAUGCCCGGCCAGCACAACCAGUUUGAAUACCCCAUUCAUAGACUGGAGAACAGAAAUAUGCAUCCUUAUGGGGACCCUAUGUUUAAUAUGCAGCAACAACCCCCUCAGCAGCCCCCAAAUCAAAGACUGCAACACUUUGACUCCCCCUAUCUGAAUGUGGCAAAAAGGCCCAGGUUUGAUUUUCCAAAUAAUCAUAAUGCUGAGAACUGUGGUACCUGGAACAGCAACUUGCACAACCCUCCAGGCAUGGAGAAUCACCUGUCUCCAUCUGCCUACCCUGGUCUUCCUGGGGAGUUCACUCCUCCUGUUCCAGAAGGGUUCCCACCAGGCCCCCCUCUCCAACACGCAGGCCCGGAUCAGCAGUCCAUGCAGCAGCGCCAAAAUGCAGCUAUGAUGAUUAAACAAAUGGCCUCCAGAAACCAACAGCAAAGAAUGAGACAGCCUAAUCUCCAGCAGUUGGGUCACCAUGGGGAUGUCAGUCAAAGCAGCAUGGUGCAUGGGGGCCAAGUGGGAAAUAUGCCUCAGCCAAAUUUCGAAAGGGAGGGUGGAAGGAUGGCCAGCUUUGAUUCCCAGAACCCCCACAUGCCUCAGGAGAAUACCUGGUUUCCAGGGCCCCAUCAGCCAGGAGAAAUGCUGCCGCGGAGGAUGGGCGGCUCCAGUGUCCCGGGGGAGGCCAGCCCUCACGAGAUGGGGCUGCAGCAGAAUGGCUCGAACAUGCUGUUCCGGCCUGGGGUGAACGGAAUGGGCAUGCAGGAGCCGAUGAGGAUGCCAGGAGACGGACACGUACAGGCCCUGCAUUCUCCGAGCAUGCACUCACAGUUUGGAAACAACAUGGGCGGCCUUUCGCAGAUGCAGUCUCCCGGUGCAGGAGUAGGGCUUCCAAACGCACCCUCUGACCGGAGAGCCCCUGAUUUCCCCGCACCCCCCAUGGGGGCGCAGCCUAGUUUUCCUUUUGGAGGGUCAAACCGACAAGGACCACCCCACAGCAGCACCCCAGGGGUGAGUGCUUCCCCAGGAAAUUACCCUCCCCAGCCAGAAUUCCCUCCGGGUCAGCGCUCCUCAGUCAGCAAACUGGGGGCCCUCUCUCUUGGUUCCUUUAGUAAAAGCAGCUCGAAAGACAACAUGUUUGGUCAGAGUUGCCUGGCAGCUCUUUCCACUGCGUGCCAGAAUAUGAUUGCCAGUCUGGGGGCCCCAAACCUCAAUGUAACAUUUAACAAGAAGAGCCAGAAUGAGGGCAAGAGAAAACUGAGUCAAACAGAGCAGGACAUAACUAGCGGCAGCACAAGUGGAAAUGGCAGCAGUGAGUAUUUUCAGAGCAAUGCUGCUCAGAGUGGCCAGAUGCCUGGCACCGGGAAUAGUAACAGUAAGCCUACAGGUCAAAGUGGCACGAGCCAGCCGGUUCAGGGGGACACCACCACCACCCUCUCCCCAAACUACAACAUGGACGCUACCCCGGGGAGCGAGGGGAAACCGACGACAGGGAGUGGGAGAGGGCGGGGGAGGAGAAAAAGGGACAGUGGGCAUGUGAGCCCGGGAAUUUUUUUUUCCUCUGACAGUGGCAAUCCGGUAGUAAGUCCGGGUCAGCAGGGCCCGCCUGCCAGCGCUGGGGAGCGGGGUGGUGGGACACCCCACGAAAAACCCCUCACGUCCCCUUCCUGGGGGAAGGGGGGUGACCUGCUGCUCAACGACCAGCCGGAUCUCAUGUCCUCCUUGGACAGCGGGAUUCAAAGCGUCACCAAGUCCGACGGAGGCUCCCCGCAUGUGGACUUUCCCGACGACGUCAGCACCAGCUACGGCGGUAAUGAAGACGAGGUGUCCUCCAGCUCGGACAACAAUGUCUCAAAACCUAACCGGAGCCCCCUAGUCACAAGCUCCCCCAAAAUCCAGCGAGGUGACCACGGGCUGAUGAACGGGCAGAAGCAAAUGAGUCUAAGUAUUCUAAAUAACACUACCUCUACCCCAGACAGCUAUGGGCUCAGCAGCAGUGGGGGUGGCCAUCCUAGUACACCUGGCAUGGAGCAGGUCCGCACGCCAUCCAGCACAUCCACGCAGGAUGAGAUUCACCCUUUAGAGAUCCUCCAGGCACAGAUUCAGCUGCAGCGGCAACAGUUCAGCAUAUCAGAAGAUCAGCCUCUGGCCAUGAAAAACAAGAAGGCUGACUGCAGCAGUCAGAAUGGAGACAAUGAGCUGGCCAACUGUGGCACGGACAGUAACAAAAAUACCAUGAGCACUAUUGACCUUGACUCUCUCAUGGCGGAGCAGCAUGCCACCUGGUAUAUUCCCAACGAUAAGUCCUUGAUUGAGGGACAGGAGGACGACAAGCCCAUGGCACCCUGGGAAAAGACAAAGCCCCAGAAUAACAACAAAGAAGCCCCUGACCUCCCUCCGAACAAGAGCUCGUCCACGGGGCCGAACGGCAGCCAUCUCCAGUGCCUGUCAGUCCACUGCACGGAUGACAUCGGCGAGGCCAAGAGUCGGGGCCCGGUGCCGUCCUGGCGAUCCCUGCACUCCGACAUCUCCAACCGCUUCGGCACCUUUGUGGCCGCCCUCACCUGACUAAAAUGACUUUCUCUUUUCUACAGAAAAACUAAUAAUAAUAAUAAUAAUAAUAAUAAGGGGGCCACUACCGUCAGGUGGGACUUUUCUAUGUGGUUGGAACCUGUAGAGUGGCAUUCGCACCUGUAAACCUCAACAUUUUUUUAAGAAAACAAAACAAAAAAAAAGUACUACAGUAUGAUACCAGUGUUUAGUUUUCUACCAGCGCAGUUAUUUUUUAAUCGUUAUUCUAAUUAUUAUUAUUUUUUAAGUUCUUCUUCCUUUCUCCUUUAGAUAUAGCUAACUCAGACUAGUUUAAUACCCCAGACUGGGUGGGCGGGGGGAGGGGGGAGAGUCCAAGCCAGGGCUGAAUGGAGUUGUCUCAGAGUGAGCAAGAGUAACAGCAGGGAACGCCACGAUGGAAAAAGAGUUCCUGCCCAAAAACUGCCCAUAUGUGGCCUUUCAAGUUGGAAAUGUGAAAAUUUGCGUCUCCUAAAGUAUUCCCCAAUAUCGGUUAUUUUUUCACCAAAAACAGUUGCUGGCCGUACUAGGGCAGAAAUCUCAUUGAAGCAGGUUCUUCACUGCAGCACAUUCUACCGGCUCCAGGCUGCCAUAGAGCCACUGAGAUUGUUGUCAGAAUGCGUAACAAAAUGCUAUUGCUUGCUUUUAAAACUUUUCACUAACAUGUCCCUUGUUGCUCUCUGCUUUCAUGUUCUACCCCUGAGACAUUUAUGUUCUUGAGACCCUGUUAUUUCACCCACUUGGUUAAUGUACUAAGCCUGCAAAGGAGGAAGGCCGUAUAGAACCAGAUUGUACCCUGUUAUGACCAGUUCAAGCUAUUUAAAAAUAGGAAUAAUUGGAUUUUAAACCAGUACGGUGCUGUAUUUUUGUACAGGACCGAGUGCUUCUGUCGGCCCAAAAUUCUUAAACGAGAAACUAGAGCCACUCUCUUUGUCUUUCCUAUUAAAAAGACAACAGCAGACUUUCUGCUACUCUUUUGUUCUCUUGAUCUGCGGGCUGAGUUGUCCUUUUGUAUAUCUCCUCAGAUCCCUUUUGAGAAAAUCUUAUUAUAAAAGCAAUAUUAAAGGCCAUUUGAGUUGGCCUCGAAAAUAUUUUUUAUCGGACAAACAAGUUUUCAUUUUCCAUUGUGGGAAUGCACUUCAGCUGACUGUGACCUGAUGAUUGUCUUUUCUUUGCGGAGAUAAACAAAAACAACGUUGGCAAAAAUACAGGUAACCCUUUUUAGAUUUUCUUUUCGAUUUAAAAUGAAGAGUUGUGUGUAUCUUUUAAUCUUGGGUCUAAAACCUUUAAAUGGCAAAAAGGAGAUUUUAGUAAAAAACGUAAAUCAAGUGAAUGUGCCAAAAGGGUGAGAGAAUGUUUGCAGUGUUUUUGGUUUUUAUUUUUAAAGCAAAAUGAGAUGUAUCUGCAGCGCAAAUGGGAUUGGAAAGGCUUGUUUUUCAGUGACGCAUACUGUGCCAUGGGCCUGUGUGAACAGAUCUCUUUUAGAGCAAAGCCCUGAAGGCCUGUAAAUUGAGCCCUUCGGAUAGACAGCUCAUGAUACAACGCGCUCUGAGACCUGUUAGCUGAGUGACUUGCACAACAGAUAUGAGCUCAAACCAGCCCAAGUAAAAAAAAAACAAUUUAAUCUUUCUUUUGAAGCCUAACUGUUCACUUCCAUUAGCUGUGAUAUCUUUUAAUCGUGUUCUUUCUAAUUCCUUUUUUCGAGCAUCAGAGAAGGUGUCAAACUAGUUCUUCAGCAGUAACAGAGAGUACAUUGUGUUCAGAGCUUUACCCUGUUUUGGGCAUGGCCAUUUACCAAUGCAUACUCAAAGCAGAUAGGUGUCA
Molecule: messenger RNA, 6715 nt
Organism: Lepisosteus oculatus (spotted gar)
Lineage: Eukaryota; Metazoa; Chordata; Actinopteri; Semionotiformes; Lepisosteidae
Gene: mn1a
Product: meningioma 1a
Biological process (GO): regulation of DNA-templated transcription
Source: RefSeq, a predicted model, not a curated record